GUCAGUCAGAAUCGAACGUUGUUCGCAGUUGGACGCGCACGCAGCACCAAUAAGAAUAUUAUUACACCGUUACACACUAAUAUUGUUUUACAAGUUCUUAGUUAGAAUACUAGAAGUGUUAUUAGCGUAUGAUAGUUAGAAAUAUCGAAUUCUAAUAGGAAAAAAUCCAUUGGCAAAAAAAGGAAUAAUAUUCUCCGCGGGCGGGCGUUGUGUUGAAACUGUUUUUAAUCCAAAGGUCGAAGAAAAGUUUUAUUCUGUAAUCGAAAUAAUCGUUCCUGUCGUUCGAAGUGGGAGAGUGAGAGUUGUUCCCGUCUAUAGAGUUUGGUCCUGGGUGAAAAAGGAUCUGCCUCUCCCUGGUCAGGAAUCCUGGCUGCAUGUCCCGUGAGUUUGUGGUGGAGACACGGUGACAGGAAACCCACAGACAAUAUUCGGAACCUGGAAAGGGUUUUGCUUCUGGUUUCUGGUGUUUGUCGGUGUGAGUGUGCGCCCGUUUGUCUGUGAAAGGGUCUUGUGAAUGUGAAAGGCCCUCGAGCGGUGCUGCAGCAAUAAACAGAAAUUCAGCAAACAGUGCCGCACACUAAAGAAAACUAAAAGUGUAGAAGACGAGGAAAAGGAGUCUGUCUGAGUUGUGUGUAGAAUUAUUAUCGAAAUAACCAACCAACCAACCCCGUAAAGUAUUACUGGGGGUCACCGUUGACGAGUGAGAGUGCCUAGGGAGUGUGCAACCAAGUGCCAAUUCGUACCGUACAGGAAGAAAGGGAUUACAUUUUGUAGGCAAAAGCAGUCCAAAACCUGCCAGUUGAUUUGUAUCAGUGUAAAAGUGUUAAAUUUGGGUGUUGGACACUCAGAAAGUUUAUUACAUUUGCUAAGAAAUACUUAGCCUGUGAAUAGUAAAAGGCAGGUGCGAGGGCAGUAUGUUACUACCGGAAGGUUUCCGACACGUUGGCGAUGGCCGGCUGGACAUAGACGAGUCCCGGCUGCAGCAAUUGCGGGUCCAGCAGGACUUGGCCGAGAUCUACGACAUCGAGGAGAGCUGGUUUGCAAAAGGAAAGUACGGCAUCGUUCGGCGAGCGGUCGACAAGAAAACCGGCGUCAACUAUGCGGCCAAGUUCCUGCGCCGACGGCGCCGCGGCCAGUGCUGCGCCAAGGAGAUCAACCACGAAAUCGCGGUGCUGAUGCUGUGCGCCAACUCACAACACAUCGUUCGACUACAUGCGGUGCACGAAACGCGCCAGGAAACCGCACUGAUUCUGGAACUGGCAACCGGCGGUGAACUGCAGACAAUGAUCGACAGCAAAGGGCAGCUUUCGGAAGCGAAAACUCGAACCUGUAUGCGCGAGAUUCUGCGCGCUCUGAACCACAUGCACAAACAGUCCAUCGCACAUCUGGAUCUGAAGCCACAGAACAUCCUGCUGAGUGGCGAUGACGUUGAAGAUGGCCUGAAGCUGUGCGACUUCGGUAUCGCGCGUAUCGUCGAGGAUACGGGCAAGAUAUACGAGAUCCUGGGCACCCCGGACUACGUGGCCCCGGAGGUGCUUCACUACGAGCCGCUGUCCCUGCGGACGGACGUCUGGUCGAUCGGGGUGCUUACGUACGUGCUGUUGACCGGGUGCUCCCCGUUCGGCGGAGACAACAAGCAGGAAACGUUCCUCAAUAUUACCAAAUGUUUGCUCACCUUCCCGGAGGAUCUGUUCGAGGACGUGUCGGAGGACGCGAUCGACUUUAUCAAGAGUACGCUUCAAAUCAAACCAAAGGAGCGUCCCACGGUCGAAGACUGUCUUGAACACCGGUGGCUCCGAGAAGACAGCAUCUCACGAACCAGCGAAGCGUUGGCCGCCUCCGUUACCGCACACACAGAAUCGGAAUCCCGCCCAACAUCGAACGGUCAUGUUCACAAACAAACCAUCGAAAUCGUGCUCAGCAAUGGCCAUAGUAAUGGGUACAAAUCAUCCGAAGACAAAUCGGAAGCAUCAUCCCCUGCCCCCGCCGAUCCAGUCGAGGAGGAAAUCGACGAGGCGGAAACCAACAAAGAGAACGUGUUAGUACAAAGUUCCACCCCUCAGCAGCAGCCCCAGCAUACCAGCGUCGUGGAAAUUGUGACCGUUUCGCUCUUCCCGGAUGCGCCAACCACACCGAAGGUGAGCCGCAAAGCGCCACCUUCCGAGCAACACCAGAACCACCAUCACCACCACAAUCACAACCACAGCCACCACCACAGUCAUCACAAUUCCCACAGCAAUAACAACAACAACAACAAUAAUAUUGUAUCAAACACCACGACGUCCCCAUCGGUCAAGGCGUACGUACAAAAGUUCCAGCAGCAGCACAACGACUCGCCAACGAGCGCAGCGGCGGCAGUGAUGCUGCCGACGAUGGAGAACGGUUUCUGUGCUGCGGCCGCUGCCACGCUGUGCUGUCUCAAGUGCAGCGAGGAGACGGCCGGAGCCGGAGCGACCGCCGGAUUGGCCGUGGCCGUGGCCACCGUUGCCAGCCGGAAGACGCUGCAGCCGUGCGGCGACAAGGGUAUCAUCUGCUGAGAGCCGCUCCCCUGCACCGGGAGGCUCCUGGUGCGCCGGUAGUGCCUGUCCGGUGGCGCGUCAUAGACCCCGGACAACUGUUGUAGAAUGGAUAUUUAUUAGGGAGAACGAGGAAAAAGGGGGAGGAGGCAUCGAGUGGGGACGCUUGACGCGUCGCGCUUCGGUGUCCCGGGUGUACUUAGGCGAAGGUAGUCGUCCCGACGAUGGACGUUGGCCUUCCCGUCAGACUUCUCGGUUGUAGAGAAGUGGAGCAGAAGAAAGAUAGAAAGAGCAUACGAGAAUUCGCAAAACUGCAAUCAUAUAGGAAUUGCUAUGCGCGUGUAUCAUAUUAAUAGUAAGCAGUUGCGGGAAGAUUGUUGCUUUAUAAUAUUUACGGGCGGGUUUUCUCCGUUCUCAGUAGGAUGAACCUCUUCUUUAUUUUCUGUUUUUUGAUCUGUAGUUUUGAAUUGGAACGUAUUUUUUCUUCUUCUACUUUUAUGAAUAAAAGGAAGCUAUGAUGAAA
Molecule: messenger RNA, 3039 nt
Organism: Armigeres subalbatus
Lineage: Eukaryota; Metazoa; Arthropoda; Insecta; Diptera; Culicidae
Gene: Drak
Product: death-associated protein kinase related
Exons: 6
Coding region: 915-2537 (540 amino acids)
Biological process (GO): protein phosphorylation; positive regulation of apoptotic process; intracellular signal transduction
Cellular component (GO): nucleus
Molecular function (GO): ATP binding; protein serine/threonine kinase activity
Source: RefSeq, a predicted model, not a curated record